This is a messenger RNA of Hyaloscypha bicolor E, 1071 nucleotides long. RefSeq names its product P-loop containing nucleoside triphosphate hydrolase protein. Gene Ontology annotation, biological process: DNA-templated DNA replication; DNA repair. The coding region runs from base 1 to 1071 and encodes 356 amino acids. The record is from RefSeq and is a predicted model, not a curated record. Gene Ontology annotation, cellular component: nucleus; DNA replication factor C complex; Ctf18 RFC-like complex. Gene Ontology annotation, molecular function: DNA clamp loader activity; DNA binding; ATP hydrolysis activity. NCBI's taxonomy places the organism in Eukaryota, Fungi, Ascomycota, Leotiomycetes, Helotiales, Hyaloscyphaceae. The transcript is spliced from 3 exons.
AUGGCUGUCACAAAGGGCGACGAGAUGGGCGAAUCGUCCACCGCUGCGGCAAAGCAACUUCUGAAGCCGAACUCUAACGGAAUUGCAAACUAUGAAUUACCAUGGGUUGAGAAAUAUCGUCCUGUCUUCCUGGAUGACAUCGUGGGCAAUACCGAGACGAUUGAACGACUGAAGAUCAUUGCGAGGGAGGGAAAUAUGCCUCAUAUGAUUAUCUCUGGCAUGCCGGGUAUUGGGAAGACGACUUCUGUCCUGUGUCUCGCCAGACAGCUCUUAGGAGAUAAUUACAAGGAGGCUGUGUUAGAGCUGAAUGCUAGUGACGAAAGAGGUAUCGACGUUGUGCGGAAUCGAAUCAAAGGCUUUGCCCAGAAGAAGGUCACUCUUCCUCAAGGCCGACAAAAACUCGUUAUUCUCGAUGAAGCAGACAGUAUGACUUCUGGGGCGCAGCAAGCACUUCGACGUACGAUGGAGAUCUACUCUUCCACAACAAGAUUUGCGUUUGCGUGCAAUCAAUCGAAUAAGAUCAUCGAACCCCUCCAGUCUCGUUGCGCCAUCCUUCGAUACUCCCGUUUAACGGACGCACAAAUUGUGAAGAGGCUAUUGCAGAUCAUUGAGGCGGAGAAGGUUGAGUACAGUGAAGAUGGGCUUGCUGCUCUUGUUUUCAGUGCGGAGGGUGAUAUGCGGCAAGCAAUCAACAAUCUACAGUCAACAUUUGCUGGCUUUGGAUUUGUGAGUGGAGACAAUGUGUUCAAGGUUGUCGACUCACCGCAUCCAAUCAAGGUCCAGGCAAUGAUCAAGGCAUGCUACGAGGGAAAAGUUGAUGCUGCAUUGGAAACAUUGAAGGAGUUAUGGAACUUGGGAUAUUCGAGCCACGACAUUAUCAGCACGAUGUUCCGAGUCACCAAGACGAUUCCCACUCUGAGUGAGCACUCGAAGCUAGAGUUCAUCAAGGAGAUUGGGUUUACACAUAUGAAGAUCUUGGAAGGUGUACAGACGCUACUUCAGCUCAGUGGAUGUAUCGCGAGGUUGGCAAAGCUGAAUAUGGAUUCGAGAAAGUUCAUUGCACCAAAAUAA